Aspergillus glaucus CBS 516.65 is the source of this 480-nucleotide messenger RNA. RefSeq lists its product as uncharacterized. The coding region runs from base 88 to 351 and encodes 87 amino acids. Lineage: Eukaryota; Fungi; Ascomycota; Eurotiomycetes; Eurotiales; Aspergillaceae. The record is from RefSeq and is a predicted model, not a curated record. The transcript is spliced from 2 exons.
GUCUUUUUAUCUUCUUUUUUACCACCACUUAUCAAGACUGCCAACCAUCACCAUGACGAGAUAAAACAUCACCGCCGUUAUCAACAUAUGUUUUUAUUACCUUUAUUAUCACAUACCAGGGCGGACGCGGAUAUGGUUUGGAGCAAUCGGUUUUGUUGGUUUGUGUCAUGCUGUGUCGCGUCGAUCGUGCUCCAGAUGGUCUCGGGUCCUUUUCUUCCUUCCUUUCUUUUCUUUUCUUUUAUUUUUCUUUCUUUUUUUUUUUUUUUUUUUUUUUUUUUGUUUUACCAUUGUGAUCUAUGCUCAACCACCGCUGCGGGUUUUUCGGUGACUGCGAGGCAAUUGUGUGUUUGAAGUCAUCGCGCGGCGAUUCUACUGGACCGAAACCCAUCCUUGGUUGUGGAGUGUAAUAAAUAAUUUGUCAUAGCAUUAUCAGCGUCAUCGUUUGCAAUACUUGAUUGGAUUUAAUAGGGUUCAUUAUUA